This is a messenger RNA of Saccoglossus kowalevskii, 2037 nucleotides long. RefSeq names its product sulfhydryl oxidase 2-like. Gene Ontology annotation, biological process: protein folding. The record is from RefSeq and is a predicted model, not a curated record. Gene Ontology annotation, cellular component: Golgi membrane. Gene Ontology annotation, molecular function: flavin-dependent sulfhydryl oxidase activity; protein disulfide isomerase activity. Lineage: Eukaryota; Metazoa; Hemichordata; Enteropneusta; Harrimaniidae.
AUGGCGGAUUUUCAUAACAUGUCCAUGCUGUCAAUAGUGCUGUUUUUAUUUCUGUUAAAUUCCGUGUUAAACCAAACACUAUCAAAAUCAAUUAUUGAAUCGCCCUUUUACAACAGUAGUCAUCAUAUAACUGUUCUCGAUUCAGAAAAUAUACGCGAAUUAAUUUACAACAAGCCUAAUGCUUGGAUCAUCGAGUUCUACUCGAGUUGGUGUGGACAUUGCAUUCGCUUUGCCCCGACGUGGAGGCAGUUAGCAAAUGAUAUUCAAGAUUGGCAUGAUGUCAUUAAUAUCGCAGCUAUGGAUUGUUCCCUGGAACCCAAUCUUCAUGUGUGUAGAGACUAUGACAUUGGUGGAUAUCCCACAAUCAAGUUCUUCAACACCUUCAUCACAAAAAAUAUAACAGGAAUUAAGCAUUCAGGUUCACGCAUGGUUGUGGAUUUUCGGCACGAAAUCGUUGAUUUUGUAGAGAAGCACGACAACAAGCCAUCUCAUUGGCCAGAUUUUACAAGUCCCACUCUAGACUUCAUAUUAAGAUAUUAUUCUUCAAAACAAUCGAAGGAAACUGUACAAUACUUGGUGGUAAUAUUUGAAGAUAGUACUUCGUACAUUGGAAGACAGGUGAUUUUAGAUAUGAUGAAAUAUGACAACCUAGUUAUCAGGCGGGUCGUCAAGGAAACCGCAAAUGAUGAUGUAAUUAAGAAAUUUGAGGUGCAGUCAUUCCCAGCAAUGUACCUAUACUUUCCUAACCAAACGUAUCACCGAUUUGAUAUAAAAGAGGCUGACAGAAAGCAUUUCCGAGAGUCGUUGAUAGACUUUGAAAAACGCAUCAACUUCAAACUUGAUCCAAAUUUGGAGGGACAAGGUGCGGCUAUGGGUCACGAUGAUAGUUACCCGAAUCAGGCAGAGAGGUUGAACUUACAAAAAGAACAAGAGUAUGAUGAUUUCGACAAGUCCGAUGAAGAUGAAGCUGUGGGCCUUGCUGCUCUGAAAAAUCUGAAAUAUGUCAAAAAAUAUUCACCUGUAUACAUGCAGGACUUAGAGAGUACAUUACACUAUUCAUUCCGGCAUGAAAUACCCAUGCAUUCCAUUCUACAAGGUGAAAAGCUGGAUGCUGUGAAGAAAUUUGUUGAUGUGCUAGCAAAGUUUUUCCCCGGACGAUCACAAAUUACGAGUUACCUAGAAGAAUUAAACUAUUGGUUAGAAGACAAUGACAGCAGCCAGAUCACAUCGGAUGAUUGGUUGGAAUACGUCAAUGAAAAGUACGACCCAGAAAAGUCACCAGAUACCUAUUUACCUUCACGGUUGAAAUGGGUUGGAUGUCAGGGAAGUCAGGAUAGAUACAGAGGGUAUCCGUGCGGACUAUGGAUCCUGUUCCAUACAUUGACAGUGAGCGCUGCUACCACCAAUAAAGACUAUACCUAUGAGGAGAAAUUACAAGUAUUACAUGCGAUGAGGGGUUACAUUGUACAAUUCUUUGGAUGCAGAGAGUGUGCGACAAACUUCGACAAGAUGGCCGUAACUAUCAAAUCCACUGUGGCAACACCAGAUGAGGCUCUUCUCUGGUUAUGGCGGGCUCAUAAUCAAGCAAACAAACGACUUCACAACGACCCUUCCGAAGAUCCAAAACACCCUAAAAUUCAGUUUCCACCAUCGGAUCAUUGUCCAUCUUGUCGAGAGUACGCCGAGGACGAAUGGAAACAAAAUGAGGUACUGGGAUUCUUAAAAGAGUAUUAUCAUCAAAAAAACAUCGCCCUCCAGCGACUGAGUAGAAUUGCAGAUCGACAAGUGGACGUUAGGCAUAACCCCAAAUUUUUGGAUCGGGAAUACCGACAGGAAAUGCGUCAGGAGUUUAUAAAUGAUAGACUAGAGACAGUGCAAGAUCGGCAUGUCAAGAUGGGAUUAUGGGGAUUAGGAAUCAAUGGCAUGGACAUGAGUAUGUGUCUCCUACUUUACUCAUUCUGUGUAGCAUUAGUUCUGCUCUUGUAUGUCAUUUUCUGCAAAAGGAGACGGCGGAAGCAUUUGAAGCAUAUCAUCUAA